AAGAUAUUUUGCACUACGGGUCCCGGAACUAUUCGUUAGGCUUGUGGUGACGCUGCAUUCGGCGACAUGGCGCAAACUAGGUUACUUUGUUUGGUGCUCCUUGCGCUGGCGGUCGGGGCUCAAGCCCUAACCCCGUCUCAUCACCUAACAGCGUCUGAUGUGGCACGACUGGAAGCCCGGCUGGCCCAGCCCUUCACAGACCUGCAGUCUGCAUACUUCUCCAUUGUUGGCCUGAGCAAGUUGGGAGUGACUGUAGCGGAUGCAGAUGAAGCAUGCCGAUUCCUGAAGUCAAAUCUGGAUCCAUCAAAUAUUGAGUCUUUAUUCUAUGCUGCUGAGUCUGGUCAAGCACUUGCAGGAUGUGAGAUCCCAGUGUCAAAUGAGACCCGGGACCUCCUGCUGGCCGCAGUGAGUGAGGACUCCAGCGUGGCUCAGAUCUAUCAGGCAGUGGGCGCCCUCAACUCCCUGGGACUCCCUCUAGCCUCCCAGGAAGUGGUCAGUGCUCUCUCCGCCCGCAUCACCAAAGAGGACAAUGUACUUGGAAUCAUCUAUGCCCUCCACACAGCUGCUCGUCUCUCUCAGCAGGCAGAACUGGGUGGGAUCCUGGAGGAGAUUGAGGACCUGGCAGCUCGUCUGGAUGACCUUGGUGGACUUUUCCUUCAAUUUGAAGAAGGCCUGGAGGCCACUGCCUUGUUUGUCAGUGCCGCCUAUGGUCUGUCCGACCAUAUGGAUAUGGAGCCCCCACUUAAAGAGGACCAGGUCAUCCAGCUGGUGAACUCCAUCUUCAGUAAGAAGUCCUGGGACUCUCUGGCGGAGGCCUUCAGCGUGGCCAGUGCAGCUGCUGCCCUCUCCAGCAACCGCUUCCAUGUGCCCGUGAUCGUCAGUGCCCAGGGCCCCGCCUCUGUGUCCCACAGCCAGCCCACCCUGCAGCUCCAGGUGACCGAUGUGCUUUGCCAGCCCCUGGUGUCUGCCAAUGUGGUGGUGGAGAGUGCAAGCGAUGUGGCUUCAAAGAGAGUCAUCCUGAGCCAGACCCCCUUCACUCUACGAGAUGGUGUCUUUGAGCUGAAUUUCAUGGACAGCCAACCGGCCAGCGGCUACUACCAGUUUGCUGUUGCCGUCACUGGAGACAGCAGGCUUAUUGCAAACCAUGUUGAGCUCAAAGUGAAGGUGUCUACAGAGGUAGCCAUCACUAAUAUGGACCUCUCUGUGGUAGACAAGGACCAGAGUAUUGGAACCAAGACCACAAGAGUGGACCAUCCCAGCAAGGCGAAGAACUCCUUCAUGGCUGACAGCCACCAGAACUUUGCCAUGUCCUUCCAGCUAGUGGAUGUCAAUACAGGGGUUGAACUCACCCCCCAUCAGGUGUUUGUGAGGCUGCACAACCAGAAGACUGGACAGGAGGUGGUGUUUGUGGCCGAGCCAGACACAAAGAAUGUGUACAAGUUUGAACUGGACACAGCCGAGAGGAAGUCUGAGUUUGACUCCAUGUCAGGCACCUACGCCCUCUACCUGAUGAUAGGAGACGCCACCCUGCAGAACCCCAUCCUCUGGAAUGUGGCUGAUGUCGUACUGAAGUUCCUGGACGAGGAGGCCCCUUCAGCUGUCCAGGCUAAAACCCUCUAUGUCCCUAAGCCUGAGAUCAAGCACUUGUUCCGUGAGCCAGAGAAGAGGCCCCCCAAUGUGGUGUCCACCACCUUCACUGCUCUUGUGCUCUCGCCAUUCCUGUUACUGCUCAUUCUGUGGUUCAAGCUGGGAGCCAACAUUGCCAACCUCAGUCUCUCUCCCAGCACUGUGCUCUUCCAUGUUGGCCAUGCAGCCAUGCUUGGUCUCAUGUACGUAUACUGGACUCACCUCAACAUGUUCCAGACCCUUAAAUAUCUGGCCAUCGUCGGCAGUCUCACAUUCCUGGCUGGAAACCGCAUGCUGGCUCAAAAAGCAGUCAAAAGGAUUGCCGCUGAACAAAGUAGUAGGUUGGCAAAGUAUAGGAGCCUGCGGUAAAAACACUCUGAGAUAGUAUCAAAGCCCAGUCUUCCAGGCUGAAACUUGAGGGGAAAUAAUGACAAGACAUUUCUACAGAAGACAAGAAUCCUUCAGUUUGUCAGUGGUUUUAUUUAAAUCUCAUUCAAACAGAAGCCCUUUACACUCAGUAGGCUGAAUCAAGACCUCAAGAUGUUUGUGAAGUUCUUGCCUCCGUCUUUGGUUGAGUGUAAACUAUUUGGGCCCAUCAUUUUCAGUUUGGUCCAGUCAUACAGAAAAAAAAAUGCAGUUUAUAAUUUUCCCAUUUUCUAGUAACUGAAUGCACUGUACAAUGAGAAAUGUGAGUUUCUUGACAAAUGCUUGUGAAUAGACAUGGUUUGGCCAUAAUGUUUCCACUAAAGCCUGUAAUAUAAUGUCAGUGUAUGAGUACAUUGUUGAAUUGAAUUCUGUUUUUUAUUGUUUUUCACAUUGGGGAUGGAAAUAUUGAUCUUUAAAAAAACAUUUGAACAGGUGUCAGGUUGUUAAAUAUGUUUUUGAAUGUUUUGGACAAGACUUUGUCUGUAAUGGAUGUCAUGUUAUUUUUGGGUGUGUUCAUGUGUCAAUCUGCUGAAUCAGUGGAUUGAUAUUUUUUCCAAUUCUAGAAUGAAGUCUUUGUAUGCUCACUAUAUCCGUUACAAACAGAUAGGAGCCAAAACACUCUAAAUCAGGAGAGAUUAAUCUUGUCCACACACCUCCCUACCACAUGCAACACUCAACAAUGGCAGACAAUGUUUUGUAAUUAAAACAAAAUAAAAGGAUGGGGUGGAACA
Molecule: messenger RNA, 2783 nt
Organism: Alosa sapidissima (American shad)
Lineage: Eukaryota; Metazoa; Chordata; Actinopteri; Clupeiformes; Clupeidae
Gene: rpn2
Product: ribophorin II
Exons: 19
Coding region: 67-1995 (642 amino acids)
Biological process (GO): protein N-linked glycosylation
Cellular component (GO): membrane; oligosaccharyltransferase complex
Source: RefSeq, a predicted model, not a curated record